CCGCAGCCCUCGCUGCCCAGUCCCGGACGCGGGGUGGUCUCAGCAGGGGAGGAAGUUCCCGGGCGCCGCCGCCUGCGUCACAGCGGGACUCGGACCGCCGGGCGGGCUCGGCUGGCGGCGGCCGCAGCGACCCCGGGGCCGGGCGCUGGGCGGCGCUGGCUGCCGCUGGCCCGGCUGCGCGCGGGGCGGCGCUAGAGGCGGCUCCGUCCGCGGCCCGGGAGGCGGAGGGGAGGAGGGCUGCGGGACUGGGGCGUUAGCUGCGUUCCGGCUGGGAGCCCGCGAAGAGCGCGAGGAGGAAGGCGCCGCCGUGGCCGCGGCCGCAGUGCUCGGGGCGUGACGAGCCAUGAGCAGCGGUCCCGCGGGCGACCCCGCCGUCGCUGGCUGCUGCUGAGCGCGGCCGGGGGACAACUCGCCGCUCCCCAGCACUCUCCCCAGCUGGCACCCUCGCGCCCAGAGAUUAAUGUGGCUGCUAAUGACUAAACUUAAAGUUCUGGGAAUGCAGAUGUUCAAUGAGAAACAUGAUUCCUGUGACAGAAUUCCGGCAGUUCUCUGAGCAGCAGCCUGCCUUCCGGGUGCUGAAGCCAUGGUGGGAUGUGUUUACCGAUUACCUCUCUGUGGCCAUGCUGAUGAUCGGCGUGUUUGGAUGUACUUUACAGGUCAUGCAAGACAAGAUAAUCUGCCUUCCGAAAAGAAUGCAGCCUUCUCAGAACCAUUCUUCUGUUUCGAAUGUGUCUCAGGCAGUUGCCAGCCCCACCCCACUGCCUCCACCUGCACCACCUGCUGCUAACCCCGGCACUGUGGAAAUGAAAGGACUGAAGACCGACCUGGACCUGCAGCAGUACAGUUUUAUAAACCAGAUGUGCUAUGAGCGAGCCCUCCACUGGUAUGCCAAGUAUUUCCCUUACCUUGUCCUCAUCCAUACUCUUAUCUUCAUGCUCUGCAGUAACUUUUGGUUCAAGUUCCCUGGCUCCAGCUCCAAAAUAGAACAUUUCAUCUCAAUCCUGGGGAAGUGUUUUGACUCUCCCUGGACCACACGGGCUUUAUCCGAAGUAUCUGGGGAAGACUCGGAAGAAAAGGACAACAGGAAGAACAACAUGAAUAGAUCCAGCACCCACCAGUCUGGUCCAGAAGGCAGCUUGGUGAACUCUCAGUCUUUAAAGUCAAUUCCUGAGAAGUUUGUGGUUGACAAAUCCACGGCAGGGGCUCUGGAUAAAAAGGAAGGUGAGCAAGCAAAGGCCUUAUUUGAGAAGGUGAAGAAGUUCAGGCUGCAUGUGGAGGAAGGUGAUAUAUUGUAUGCCAUGUAUGUUCGCCAGACUGUACUGAAGGUUAUAAAAUUCCUGAUCAUCAUUGCAUAUAAUAGUGCCCUGGUUUCCAAAGUCCAGUUCACCGUGGACUGUAAUGUUGACAUUCAGGAUAUGACUGGAUAUAAAAACUUUUCUUGCAAUCAUACCAUGGCACACUUGUUCUCAAAACUUUCCUUUUGCUACCUAUGCUUUGUAAGUAUCUAUGGAUUGACAUGCCUUUAUACUUUAUACUGGCUGUUUUACCGUUCUCUAAGGGAAUAUUCUUUUGAGUAUGUCCGGCAGGAGACCGGAAUUGACGAUAUUCCUGACGUGAAAAAUGACUUUGCUUUUAUGCUUCAUAUGAUAGAUCAGUAUGACCCUCUCUAUUCCAAGAGAUUUGCAGUGUUCCUGUCUGAAGUCAGUGAAAACAAAUUAAAGCAGCUGAACUUAAAUAACGAGUGGACUGCUGAUAAACUGAGGCAGAAGCUACAGACAAAUGCCCACAACCGACUGGAAUUGCCUCUUAUCAUGCUCUCUGGCCUUCCAGACACCGUUUUUGAAAUCACAGAGUUACAGUCUCUAAAACUUGAAAUCAUUAAGAACGUAAUGAUACCAGCCACAAUUGCGCAGCUUGACAACCUCCAAGAACUCUCUUUACACCAGUGCUCUGUCAAAAUCCACAGUGCGGCUUUGUCUUUCCUGAAGGAAAACCUCAAGGUCCUGAGCGUCAAGUUUGAUGACAUGAGGGAGCUGCCCCUCUGGAUGUAUGGACUCCGGAAUCUGGAAGAGCUUUACCUAGUUGGCUCUCUAGGUCACGAUAUUUCCAGAAAUGUCACCCUUGAGUCUCUACGGGAUCUCAAAAGCCUUAAAAUUCUCUCUAUCAAGAGCAAUGUUUCCAAAAUCCCGCAGGCAGUGGUUGACGUUUCCAGCCAUCUCCAGAAGAUGUGCAUACAUAAUGAUGGCACCAAGCUAGUAAUGCUCAACAACUUAAAGAAGAUGGUUAAUCUGACAGAGCUGGAACUGGUCCACUGUGACCUGGAGCGUAUUCCCCACGCUGUGUUCAGCCUGCUUAGCCUCCAGGAAUUGGACCUGAAAGAAAAUAACCUGAAAUCUAUCGAAGAAAUCGUCAGCUUUCAGCACUUGAGAAAAUUGACAGUACUAAAACUGUGGCAUAACAGCAUCACCUACAUCCCAGAGCAUAUAAAGAAACUCACCAGCCUGGAGCGUCUAUCCUUUAGUCACAAUAAAAUAGAGGUGCUGCCUUCCCACCUCUUCCUAUGCAACAAAAUCCGAUACUUGGACUUAUCCUGCAAUGACAUUCGAUUCAUCCCCCCUGAAAUCGGAGUUCUACAAAGUUUACAGUAUUUUUCCAUCACUUGUAACAAAGUGGAGAGCCUUCCAGAUGAACUCUACUUCUGCAAGAAACUUAAAACUCUAAAGAUUGGGAAAAACAGCCUAUCAGUACUUUCACCGAAAAUUGGAAAUUUACUAUUUCUGUCCUACUUAGAUGUUAAAGGUAAUCAUUUUGAAAUCCUUCCUCCUGAACUUGGCGACUGUCGAGCUCUGAAGAGAGCUGGUUUAGUUGUAGAAGAUGCUCUGUUUGAAACUCUACCUUCUGAUGUCCGGGAGCAAAUGAAAACAGAAUAACUUAUUUUUCUUUAAAGUUUGACUGAAACAUGCUUCUACCAAAUACAGUAUAAAUGAUUAGUCUUUACGCCUUUCCCAUUUUGUUUUUUUUUUCUUUUUCACACAAAACAAAAUGUACACAAAGACUGAGUAAGGAGUAUGUAUAUUUUUAAUAAAAAUUUAUUUGUAUUUUUUCAGUAUUAAUAUUUAAAAUUUUAUUUGUCCCGGAACCUAAUGUAUCUAUUAUUGUUUUCUACUGACAGAAACAGAUGGUUCUAUCUGUUUGGGUUUUUUCUUCAGUUCACUCUUGUGAAAGGGAGGAAAUUUGAGUUGCAAGGUUUUUGAGAUUUUUUAAGUAGAUGAAGGUAUUUUGCCAAGGUCAUUGUUAGCUUGUUUACACCUGUACAGGGUCCUUAUUUUUGUUUUCAUUGUGUGUGUACCAAGGAAUCUGUGCUGGUUGUUUUAAUGCCAGCUGCCUUCUCCAUUGGCCAAGUUCUUCAUUCUACAUAGAAAACUCUUCUCUUGAGUCUAAAUACACAUAAGUGCGUUGUCACCAAGUAUUUAAAAAAUUUUCCCCACCUCCAACAGAACCCUAAAUCAUAUUAUUUCAUAUGCUUGACAGUUCUGCUUAGACAAGGAGUGUGUGAGUAGGCGAAGACAAUUUCUUCAAAAGGUGGCAUGCUUGAAUUGAUCAUCUAACUGAUUUGCAUUUUUACCAUUUUAAAAAUAUCAUUUAAAAUCUAAGUACAGAGGCUCCCCCUCCCCUUUUAACUUGAAUACUGCUAUGUCAAACUCGCAAGCACAGAAACUAGAUUCCUUUAAAUAUUCUAGUAGGUAAUUAAAUUUAAAAAUCAUAGAAUGAGAAGCCUGUUUUUGAGUAAUUUAAUCAUCCUUGAUAUCUUGAUAUGCAGGUGCAUCAGAUGGAAAAAUUUCACUACUAAAUCUCUGUUAAGUAGCUGGAAUACUCCACUCAGGCUCUCUCCCUUCCUCUGGGCAGGGUGGCAGUGGUAAUCUCUUCAAGCUGCCUGUCGUUCAAAAUAUUCCACUUAAAUAUUUUCGAUUUCCCUCAAGCCUGCCUUUGCUGCGAAUGCUAGUGAUGCAAGCCCUGGAACUCUAUCUGCUCUCUAUGGUUCAAAAUAAGUAUUUCAUCUAAAACGGUUCUGUUAUUUUUUUUUUUUAAAUUGUGAAUAAAAUGCUAAGUGGUUGUCACCUAGUAAUAACUUCUUCCUGAUGGUCAACGGAAAUUUUGUUUAUCUUUGUACUUAAAAUCCAACGUAGUGUGAUUCUUGGGAAAAAUUUUUCAUGGACUGUUAAGCUGUAUAGAACUGGAAAAUGAAAUACACUAUUUGUGCCCUCAGUCCAGGACCAGUACUACUGAUCAUAGGAACUUUGUUUUCUGUCCCAUAUUCAUGUUGACUUUUUUCCAAGUCCUCAUCUGAACUAAGAAAGUUUUAUGACUUAACAAUAAAAGUAGGAAAAAGAUUUGGGGGGUUCAAAUGCUGUUUUUAAAAAUUGUUCCUUGUUCCCGGUAAAUUUGUUCAGUGCUUCUUUGAGUCAUACACUGAAUGCAACUAUAGGAAUUUCUCAGCAGACAUGUGUACCUCAAACGUGUUUUAAAUGUUAUGAUACAUCGUGGGGCAAAGGAUUAGGGAAAGAGAUGCUUUUCAUAUGCUUAAUAAUCUAAUGAUGUAAACCAAAGUGCUUCACAGUUUCUGCUAAAUGUUAGUUUUAGCAAGGAGAUUUUGCAUAGAGGAUUUAUUUACAGUUGAAAUUGAAAUAACAUGUUUGAAAUAGUAACAUGGUUAUAUUUCUUGUCUGAUAAAAUAUUCAAUUUCAGACUAUUGUGGGGAAUGAGUUGUAUUUAGAAACAUAACCGUGUUUGUUUUAAACAGCUAAACACUUAUUGGCAGAUUGUCCAUGGCUAAACAUAACAGAAAUACCCUGUUGAAAGGUAAGCUUAGAUAGCUGCUGGUAAAACACUGGGUGCACUAUUUUUCUGGAUGAAAUUUUAGUUAUUUUCUAUAUCACCCUUCAAAAGGGAUCUAUUCAGGUUAAAAAAUCGUAUUUAUGCUGAAGUAUUUAUCUAAUAUUAAUUGAUAAUCUCAUAUGGAUUCAUAACUAAAUAAGUUACUAAAAACUAGCUCUUAUUACUUAUAGCAAUUUGCUCAAAAUUCCAAAAGGACUUGUAUUGUUAAUGAUUUCACAGGCAAAUCCCCAACCUAAGUUUUAAAUGACACCUAGUAAAUCAGUAUAAUUCUGUGAUUUCAUGUUUUAACUCAAAAGGGAAAUUCAUAGAUGUUUCUAUUAGAUUUUAUAAAAAUUCCAAAGACUCAAAAUUCAUUUUGAGUCUAAAUUUUCUGACUCUGGCCCUUUUUAAUAUUGUAGCUUUUGUUCAUAUUCUUAAGUAAGGAACAUUCAAUUACUAUUUGGCCUUUAAAUGGGAAACUCAGGUAAAUGAACUGCUGACUUUUCUAAAGUCCUUUAACUGAUCAGUGUGUAAGGAGUAUUUACCUAAUCACCUUCUGUAUUUUACAAGUGCCCUUGCUAAAAAGGAACAACUAGCCCUAUUUCUCCAACCUCUAUAAUAUUCAUGAGAAACUGCUAAUGUAAAUUUAAAAGCAUCAUAUUUAUUCAUAACUCCUAUGGCUGCUUGCAGUCCAUGGUGAGUAAAUUUUUUGGUCAGUUUUAAUGGUUAAGUAUAGAACAAACAAUUGUCUUGUGAAAGUCUGGUUGAAUUGUACCAUAUAAAUAUUUUCUAACGGAAGCUGCCUAAGAAAACUAGUGUUUCUUGUUAUGUGUUGGGUUUUUUGGUUUUGUUGUUUUGUUUUGUUUUUAACACACACCUUCAAUACAGAGGUUCUUGAUAACAGUAAAACUUAUUUACAAUUGUAAAAUUUUCUUAUUGUUCACUAUCUUCUUCUCUGUCAUUACAUUUACCAUGUAGGUAUUUUAAUGGGUUCUGACAAUUUACACGGCAUCUUGUGCGAUAGGCACUACUUUUCUCAGAGAAGCUUGGAAAAUAUGCCUACUGUGAGUAUUUUAUUCAUUUAGAGAUGCCUCCUUACCUGACUCGCAAGCCGUCUUUGUGGAGGAGAGUUUAAACAACCCGGAAUCUACUUGGGAUGAGGGAGGCCCAAGUUCUUGCAAUAUGCUAUCCUAUGAGUACUGAUACUAUGAAACAGAAAACAAAAUCUUUGUAUCUUUUACCAUUUCUCCUGAGUGGUUUUACUGUUAUUUAUUUUCCUAACUCUGGUAUAAGAAAAGUCCAUUCUUUAAGUAGUUUGUUUUACUCUCGAAUCUAAUAUCAUACCAAAUUACCGGGUAAAUAGUAAUGACAUAUUUAUUUAAAUAGUGAACAUUCAUGAUCCAUCUAUGAAAACUGUAGGCAGUAGUACUCAGUAGUGAACAGUUAAGAUAAAUAUCAAUAUAAACUUUGUUUUAAGAUUCAAUUAGCAUUCUCCUAUUAAUCCUGAACAUGACCAUUCUAUUCAAACGGUUCUCAUUUUUGGUAGGAUCUCAAUCACUCAGGGUAGGGUUCCAUUCUAACCUAAAGUUAACUUAGCAAAGCAGCAGUUAUUGGAGAGGGGACUACCUCAAGAGUCUGUCAGAUUUUCUCAUCCUUUCUUGUCUAUUCAAAGACUACUCAAAGAAAACUUGGAGAGUCCCAGCCAGAUCUGCCAUUGAUUUUUCAGAUUUAAGCCUCAGUGACAUUGUUCUGAUACAGUUUCAUGCCAGCUUUCCAAAGCACGUGGCAGCCCACCUGGACACCAGGCAUCCACUCUUCCUCCAUUUUCCCAGGGCCACUCACUGAUAAAGGUAACGCCACCACUGCCAUCUCAAGGGUUUUUUUUUUUUUUCUUAAAUCAGACGACCUUGAAAAGGGAUAUAUAACUUUGCACAAUUUAAUUUCUUGGUCGUGUUAAAAAAACAGCUCCUGUGCCUGUUUUUUAACGUGGUGUAUAAAUUUGUUUCUUUUGAUACCUCUCUCUCUCCCUCCUAAUUCUGUUUCUUUAAUGAAUAUUUUUAUUGGGGUUGACUCCAUGCCUUACAUAUUCACUCAGUUUCCCCUUUGCCACUUGUUUUCUUUCACUGUCUGUGUUCAGAUUGUGUCAAAUACUGGCAAAACCUCUAAGACUGUCAAGAAAAUGCUUGAAAGUUUGAUUUGUCUAGUGCAAAUUCAUGAUGAAGUCUCAAUGUUAUUUGGCUAUGUAGUAUAGAAAAUAAAUAGUCAUUUUUGUAAUUUAAAAUUGAGAUUUGUCUCUUUGUUAUUUGUUUUUAGAAAUCAUGUUUAUCUUUUGCAUUUCUUAAACUGUCACUGAGGCUCCCUGUGCUCUGCAGGAAAUAGAUUGCUGAGUGUGUACCAUGCAUUGUUAGUUACUGCAAUUGUGACUAAUUAUUUCCUUCCUUAAUUCACUGUAUUGCAUCUACCUACGGUGCCCCUGGAGUUUCACUUGGGUAAUUAGUGCCUUAAUCUGGGAUCUGGAGUGCAAUUUCUGUGCAUUUGCCAGAUCAGAUUGUACAAUGGCUGUCCACUCCAGCUUCCAGUAAAUACUUUUCUGUAAUGACUGUGGUUACUUAAAGGAAUCAGAAUGGUUCUGCACAGCUAGGAGGCCUCUCCUAAUUAAUCACAUUUGCUCCAGACUUAAGGAAACCCUCUGUGCCAGUUUGAAUGUAUUGUGUCCCCCAAAUGCCAUUAUCUUUGUGGUCUUGUGUGGGGCAGAAGUUUUGGUGUUGGUUAGAUUUGCUUGGAGUGUGCCCCACCCAGCU
Messenger RNA from Choloepus didactylus (southern two-toed sloth), 7676 nucleotides. RefSeq names its product leucine rich repeat containing 8 VRAC subunit C (gene LRRC8C). The record is from RefSeq and is a predicted model, not a curated record. NCBI's taxonomy places the organism in Eukaryota, Metazoa, Chordata, Mammalia, Pilosa, Megalonychidae. The transcript has 4 exons. Bases 510 to 2930 code for a protein of 806 amino acids. Gene Ontology annotation, molecular function: protein binding.